UCAUGGCGGGAAGUAGCAGACUUUUCACGGGGAGCGGGGGGGAUUUUAAUUUUUUGCUUUUCACUGGAGGACUUCAACGAAAUACCGCAAUCAACGAACCGGUGAAAGGACUGUCACAAUUUCACCGUUUGAUGGGCUGUUUAAAAAAUGUCCACGUCUUCAGUAUCAACGGGUUGUUUUGUUUUCAAGCCAAACACCAAGAAGAAGAAAACAAGCUCCCUCAGUUUAGACGACCAUUUCACUCAUGGCUGCAAAGGCGCGGAGACCAGUGACAUACGGUUCAGACUCUUCCAUGAUUUAUGGAAUAAGACAAAAACGGAUAUAGAGAUUUUGCAGGAUGAACUCAACAAGAAAGUCCUGGACAGCUUGCUGGACUUCACCAGGAAAUGCUCCAUCACUCGCCAACACAGCAACUGGGCCUCUCAGAUGAGGGCCAGCGAGAUUCCCACUGCAGCGCUAAUGCUUGGAGUGAAUGUGCCAGACCAUGACAUGACUUUCCAAAGCCUAUCUGAGCUGCUCCAGCAGUCUGUCACUCCUCACGUGGUCUCUGUCCAGGCCAAAGAAUGUGCAGCUUUGAAGCACCUGAUGAAGAGGGUCUUGGAGAGGUUGAUGGACACAUUGGUGGCUGCUGCUGAUGAUGAGGAGGAGGAGGAGAUUGAGGCGGCGGCGUUGCAGCAGAGCGAUACUCCAGUUCACAGGAGCGUGCACUGCUCCUUAAGCGUGCUCUGUGAAUGGUACAAUACACAAACAAAGAAAUCUAGCACUCCUGGAAAAAAGCGCAGUUCUCCAAGUAAAGACCAGUAUCCCCCCGUUGUGAUUAUUUUUAAAGAUUUAGAGGCCUUCAACCAAAAAGUUCUUCAGGACUUCAUUCUCAUCUGCAGUCGAUACGUUGAGCGGCUUCCCCUCAUGUUCAUCUUCGGCAUCGCCACGUCGCCGAGCACCAUCCAGCACAUGUUGCCCCACUCAGUAUCGUCGCUGCUAUGUAUCGAGCUCUUCCAGUCUCUGUCAUGCACUCAUCACUUGGCCACUGUCAUUGACAAGUUGAUCCUCACCCCGAAGUUCCCUUUCAAGCUGUCUGGCAAAGUCAUGCAGGUGCUGAUCAGCCUUUUCCUCUACCAUGACUUCUCAGUGCGAAAUUUCAUCAAGGGUGUGCAGCUGGCCCUGCUGGAGCACUUCCACUCGCAGCCUCUCAGCGUGCUGUGCUGCAAGAAGAAGGAAGCCCUGCGUAAUCUGGCGCAACUCAGCCACGGGGACCUGGAGAGGAUUAGGCAGCUGCCUUCAUUCACCAGGUAUGUUAAUAAGCAGGAAUCCCAAACGCAGGUUCAGCUGUCAGGGGAUGAUGCUUACUUAAAGGAGGUUUGCCACAAGCUAAUAAAGGAUCUUUGUAAAUACCACAAGAACUAUUAUCCCAUGCUGAGGUGUCUUCACGCUUUGACCUCGUCACUGCCUCGCUACCCCCUUGGAAAACAGAUCCGGGAGCUCCAUUUAAUUUGCCUGGAGAAGAAUGUUUGGGAGACGGAGGAUUACCAGUCAGCCAUGAAGCUGCUUAAGAUGUUGGCCAAGGAUGAGUUGAUCGCUUUGCUCCAAAAAUGCACAGAGAUCCUGCAACCCAUCAAGUCAAAAAUGAUGAAGAGCGCCUUUGUCCAGCUGGAAGACAUGCUCAACAAAUUCAAACAGUUGGACGCAGGGGCAAGUGAGGUGGUACGAUUCGACGAAGAGAGCCUCACCUCUCCUUUGAAGAACUUUCAGAAGAAGACCGACCUGUUCCAGCUGCAGAAGGCUCUUCUGGAGAUGAACGAGUCUAGAAGGUCCAAGAAACAGAGUCCAUAUGAGAACCUGCGAAGUGAUGUCUUGGAGUUUAUCGACAACCUCGUAAAGAGUCACCUGCCUCCUCCAGAGUCUCAGACGCUGAAUGAAGUGUGCUACUACAGCUCCUCGUCUUCCGUGAGACGCCACCUCAACGCCACACCCCGCACCUCCAUUCAGGCGGCACUCAGCAGCCCUUACUAUUAUCUUCCGAAUGAGAGCCUACAAACAGAUGACGGGAGUGUCUCCAAUGCAGCGCCUGACAUCUGCAUCGUGCACAAGCUGCACCUGGAGUGCGGCCGCCUCAUCAACCUCUAUGACUGGAUGCAAGCCUACUCAACCGUGGUGUCUGCAGCGGAGGGGAAUGAUCCAGAUUCAGAUAACUUUGGAAAAGUGGAUGACGUCAAACACGCUCGGUUUAUCAGGGCUGUUUCAGAGCUGGAAUUUUUAGGCUUUAUCAAGUCCACGAAACAGAAGACGGACCACGUGGCCCGACUCACUUGGGGUGGAUGCUGACCCAUUGGUCCAAAAACAAACAAAAAAAAUGCCUUGAAGAAACUGUAGUUUUUGUAGUUCUGUCCCUUUAAUUAAAAUUAUUUCAUGCCUCAAA
Messenger RNA from Hippocampus comes (tiger tail seahorse), 2416 nucleotides. RefSeq names its product origin recognition complex, subunit 3 (gene orc3). Gene Ontology annotation, molecular function: DNA replication origin binding. The transcript has 20 exons. Bases 148 to 2322 code for a protein of 724 amino acids. Gene Ontology annotation, biological process: DNA replication; DNA replication initiation. Lineage: Eukaryota; Metazoa; Chordata; Actinopteri; Syngnathiformes; Syngnathidae. Gene Ontology annotation, cellular component: DNA replication preinitiation complex; nuclear pre-replicative complex; nuclear origin of replication recognition complex. The record is from RefSeq and is a predicted model, not a curated record.